AUGGUCGCGGGACCAAUUAAAAAAGAUAAACGUGCAUGGAACCAGUUGAAAAGUGCUCUGUUUUUACAUCUUUUGUUUACUUUACUUCAGGUAGCAAAAGCCCAAAGUCGAGCGCCCCGUAUCAAGGAACACCCAGCUGAUACAGUUGUCGGCAGAAGUGAACCAGCAACCCUUCGAUGUGUAGCGGAGGGAAAGCCGAAACCAACUAUUCAGUGGUACAAAGAUGGUAUACCAAUUACGGCAACAGACCAUCCACACAGAGUACUCCUUGAAGAUGGACUGCUCUUCCUUAGAGUUAUGCGAGGAAAGAAGGAAAGCGACGAGGGCGUGUACUGGUGCGUCGCACGUAACUCUGUCGGGGAAGCAGUUAGCAAGAACGCCACGCUUACUAUUGCCGUCCUCCGAGAUGAAUUUAGAAAUGAACCUCGUGACGUUAAAGUAGCUAGCGGAGAACCUGCUAUGUUAGAGUGUUCUUCACCAAGAGGUACUCCAGAUCCAUCUGUUCACUGGACGAAAGAUGGACAAACUUUGGACGCAGAAGUUAAUGGACGAAUCACGAUUGUAGAUGGCGGAAAUUUGAACAUAUUGGAAAGUUUACCUUCAGAUAGCGGUGUGUACCGAUGUAUAGCUUCUAAUGUUGCAGGGGAAAGACAAUCGCGUCCCGCGACUUUACUCGUGUUACGUCGACCACAUUUUAUCGUGAAACCUAAUAAUGUAACGGCAUUGAUUGGACAGAAUGUUGAGUUUCACUGCCAAGUUUCACCAGACUCUGAUGUAUCGGUUACUUGGUCUCGAGACAAAGGUUCUCUAUCUUCAUACGCUAUAAUUCGUCGAGGCUCAUUACGUAUAGACAGGGUUGUAAAUUCUGACGCCGGCACAUAUACAUGUCGAGCUGAGAGUCAAGCUGGAACAAGCAGUGCCAGUGCUGUUCUUACUGUCAAUUCUCUGCCUCAUUUCACAAGAGUACCAUCAGAUCAAACUGCUUGGGAAGGAGAAUCAGUAUCAUUUCCUUGUGAGGCUGAAGGGACGCCUAAACCUGUAAUAUUCUGGACAAUGGAAGGAUCUAAGGAAUUAAUAUUUCCAAACUCUAUGCACAAUAGUGGGUCUUUAUAUUUGGAACGAGUGUUUACGCAACAUGCUGGUAGAUUAACUUGUGUAGCUGUCAGCGCAGCGGGAAGUGCUUUACAUACGGCAACGUUACAAGUAUUAAAAAGAGAAGCGAAUUCGUUCAAUCCAAAUUCAGAAUCAUCGUCACCUUUUCCGGAUAUAAAUAAGCCACAAAAUCAUCCACCGAUGACGCAGUAUGAAUUAGUUCAAGCACGCCGUUAUUUACAACAGGAUGUUCUAGCCCUGCGAAGAGUUGAAGGAAUAUCCGCUACAACACUUAAAAUUGUUUGGGAUGUAAUGACAGAUUACAAUGAGUAUUUAGAAGGUGUUAAAAUAUUGUUCAAUGGGUCGUCUUUUAAUAGAAAAUUUGCCCUCGAAGUGCAAAAUACUCAAUUAAACACGACUGUUGAUAGCUUGGCGGAAUUAUCAAAAUUUGAUAACUUCAGUAUGACCACAGUGCACAAUAGUGGAUCAUCGAGUCACAUUUUAACAGGGCUACUGCCAUACGCACAGUACAAUGUAUUUUUGAUGCCUUUUUACAAGCUAUUACUAGGGAAGCCAUCCAAUAUGAAGUCUGGUCACACUGAAGAAGAUAUUCCUUCAGCACCACCACAAAGUGUAACAGCUGCAGUAAUAAAUACAACUUCAGCAUGGAUUCGUUGGGAUCCACCACCAAUUCAUAAUUGGAAUGGAGAACUUUCCGGAUAUUUGAUCGAGAUACGAGUAGGCAGCGGUAUUACUGGUCGUGUGGUGGGUCAGAUGUCACUGGGCGCACGCACGCGCGCUGCCACGGCCAGCUCGCUGAGAGCGGGUGGACGCUACAGUGCCCGCGCUGCUGCUGUCACACGUAGAGGACAUGGACCCUUCAGUGCACCCGCACUCUUAUAUAUGCUGCCAACACAAUCACAGAGACACUACGUUCAAACUGAGCCUGCUAGAGAUAAAGCAUUGCUGACAAUGUUUCAUGAAUCUUGGCUAUUAGCAAUGAGCGUAUUGUUGUUGACGUUGGUUCUGAUUGGCGCGGGGAUAAUAUUUUAUCUUCGUCGGAAACAAUUGAAACAAAGGAAGAGUCAAAGCUCCGUAGGUACACCAAUUGCUAAUGCUCAGCAGUGUUUGUUAGGAAAGGAAGCAGUAUGGCUUCGCGAAAGACCAAUGUUUGAAGGCUCCAAUGAACCAAGAAUUGAAAUUUUGAAUUGCCAUCAGAGUAUCAUACAUGGUGGACACACCAUAGGCACAAUGGCUAUGGAGGCUGAAUAUAGUCUCCCGCAACACACAAAUAACAUAACUGACAUAAUUCACGAAGAUCGACGAAAAGUUGCUCCAGAGCCAUACGCAUCUAGUGCAAUUUAUACUGAAUUAAAUUAUCAGGAUCAUACAGAUGCUGAAGAUUCUUGUAUAAAAUGUGCAGUAAGCCCUGGGUCAUAUGAUAACAGUAUGGUUAGAUCUUUUGGUGAUAGUAAUCAAUAUUCGAAUGAAGAAUGUUCUACGUGUUGUCGCAGCAGUAGUUCAACUUUAACAAAAGAAUAUAGUGAAAUGACUAAAUGUGGAAAUGAAGUUGAAGAAAUACAAGACAUACCAGUAGAUGAAUGUCCAUCGUGUAAGACAAACCAAUCAAGGUCAUCAAGUCAGCAUGAUGGUGGCCAAGAAUGGGCUACGGUUACAGAAGUAGAGUAUGAUUAUUCCCAAUGGCAUUGGUUAAGAAGGGAAAAUAGUUUUCGACACAUCGGACAAGACUCAAGACAAUCAACACAAGGCGGGAGAAGCGAUCACAAUUUUAGAAUGAAUUUAUGUGAUAUACUUCCUCCACCACCAUAUGAAAGAGAGUCUCCAUACAGAGAAUUGCAUACAUUUGUCAAUCAUUCAGGUGCAUCAGGUUGUUCUGGACAGAGUUAUAGAAGUUAA
Molecule: messenger RNA, 3009 nt
Organism: Parnassius mnemosyne (clouded apollo)
Lineage: Eukaryota; Metazoa; Arthropoda; Insecta; Lepidoptera; Papilionidae
Source: the annotation of a GenBank genome assembly